Molecule: messenger RNA, 468 nt
Organism: Humulus lupulus (European hop)
Lineage: Eukaryota; Viridiplantae; Streptophyta; Magnoliopsida; Rosales; Cannabaceae
Product: secreted RxLR effector protein 161-like
Exons: 3
Coding region: 1-468 (155 amino acids)
Source: RefSeq, a predicted model, not a curated record
AUGGGAUUCAAAGCUAAAGGAAAUGAGAAUCUGGGAUUCACUAGGAGCUACUAUGAUAUGUGCUUGUAUUUUAAAGGAUCAAAAUUAGAUGAUGUGAUCUACCUACUGUUAUAUGUGGACGAUAUGCUUAUUAUAAGUAAGGAAAGGUCAAAGCCUGACCUUACUUAUGCCAUUAGUGUACUCAGUAAAUACAUGUCUAACCCUGGAAGAGAACACUGGAAUGCAAUGAAAUGGGAUUUCAGUUACCUAAAAGGAUCUACUGAUACUGGUCUUAAGUUUACUAAGAGACCAAACAACACCCUAAUAGAAGGAUACAGUGAUGCAAAUUAUGCUGGAGAUAGAGAUAGUAGAAAAUCUACCUCAGUCGAUUUCUUUCUACUUGGAGGUAAUUGUGUGAGUUGGAGGGUUCAACUACAACUUGUGGUUGUCCUAUCUACUACUGAAUCUGAAUAUGUAUCCAUUACAUAA